UUAAAUUGAAUUAGUUGACUAAGUUCUUCUUAAGCUAGCGAUUAAGUGAAAUAUAUCAUGUUUAUUUAGGCUACCCCUUUACUUAACACAAAAAGCAUUAUUCAAUUCUUGUUUUCACUGCGUUUCUUAUAUUAUAUAAAUCGAUUUUUUUAAAGGGGUAAAUAUAUAUUCUUUGCGAAAUAACUAAAAAAUAUGGGGCUAAGUAUUGGGCGGUAUUUCCAUUCAAUAAUUGAGUAAUGAUAAUGUGAAAUUGAGGUCAGUUGAGGGAACCGCGGCACCUGUUGUGACCCCUGCGGCAAUUGAGUACCUGGCCAAGGCAAUCACCUGCGAACGGCCGAAGGAAACGGAGCUUUUGCCAUGGACAAUGGACCGACUGAUGCCACGCCCACUACCGCCGCCUUCCGGCUGGUGCUGCUGAGCAAAUCAAAUCCCGUGAUGGGCUGCUACAUGUUCUGGACCAGUCUGCUGGUGCUCAAAAUGCUGGUGAUGUCGCUACUCACGGCCCGUCAGCGGAUGAAGACCAAGACGUUCGCCAACCCGGAGGAUUUGCGAAUCAGCCGGAGCCCAGAGGUGCGAUUCGGAGACCCCGGUGUGGAGCGAGUCCGACGAGCCCAUCGCAACGAUUUGGAAAACAUUCUGCCCUUCCUUUUAAUGUCGCUGGUCUACGUGGCCAGUGGACCAAAUCCCCUGACCGCCCGUUUGCUCAUCCGCAUCGGAGCAAGUGCACGGCUGCUCCACACGCUGGUCUACGCACUAAUCCCGGUUCCACAACCAGCCAGAGCACUGGCCUUCUUCACCACCUUCGCCAUCACUUGCUUCGAGGCGGGCUACGUACUCUUUUGCUGUAUUAAGUACAUUUAGACCGGUAGUGACCCCCACUUAGCCAACUUUACUACUCACCUCACUCUCGCAUAUUUAAACAGCACCAGUGGUGUUAAGGGUCCAGGUACAGAUUUAGGUACUAUUGUUCAGUACAAGUUAUAGAUGUGUGCAUAGUUUGAAUUUAUAUAUAUAGGAAUUUUUCGCACAUUAAAUCAUUUUUACAAGCCAUUAAAUGGUUCCGUAA
Molecule: messenger RNA, 1066 nt
Organism: Drosophila gunungcola (fruit fly)
Lineage: Eukaryota; Metazoa; Arthropoda; Insecta; Diptera; Drosophilidae
Product: microsomal glutathione S-transferase 1
Exons: 2
Coding region: 358-861 (167 amino acids)
Cellular component (GO): membrane
Source: RefSeq, a predicted model, not a curated record